Messenger RNA from Sphaeramia orbicularis (orbiculate cardinalfish), 945 nucleotides. RefSeq names its product olfactory receptor 2H2-like. The transcript has a single exon. Gene Ontology annotation, biological process: G protein-coupled receptor signaling pathway; detection of chemical stimulus involved in sensory perception of smell. Lineage: Eukaryota; Metazoa; Chordata; Actinopteri; Kurtiformes; Apogonidae. The record is from RefSeq and is a predicted model, not a curated record. Bases 4 to 945 code for a protein of 313 amino acids. Gene Ontology annotation, cellular component: membrane. Gene Ontology annotation, molecular function: G protein-coupled receptor activity; odorant binding; olfactory receptor activity.
UUGAUGGAAAACUACACGUACAACAGUUUGACUCUGCAGCUGGAGGGGUUAAUUGUGUCCAAGGAUGCUUCGUAUCCAGUGUUUCUCUUCCUCCUAAUCUCAUAUCUCUUUAUAAUUACUGCUAAUACUGGAAUUAUUCUUCUGAUUUUUUUUGACAAAAACCUUCAUCAGCCGAUGUACCUGCUCUUCAACAACCUGUCAUUCAACGACAUGCUUGGAAACUCGAUUGUGAUUCCUCGUUUACUCGUUGACAUGUUGCGUCCUCCAUCUGAACGCCUUAUCAGUUACUAUGAGUGUGUGGUUCAGGCUUUUCUUAUACAUUUAUCUAAUACUGCGUCUUUCACUGUGCUCAUGAUUAUGGCUUUUGACAGAUAUGUUGCUAUCUGUAACCCACUGCGUUACGCUGCCAUUAUGACUAACAAAAUGAUGAUAAAGCUGACAGUUUUUGCCUGGGGGGCAGCCCUUGUUUUGGUGGGGAUUCUGCUUGGUUUGACCAUAAGGCUAAACAGAUGCAGGACUAUGAUGAAAGGCAUUUACUGCAGCAACGCCUCAUUAUUUAAACUGUCCUGUGAGAGUGUUUUUAUUAAUAACGUGUAUGGCCUUACAUUUACUGUAGUUCUCUUUUCGUCCUCUAUUGGCAGCAUAGUUCUCACUUACACUCAGAUCACAGUGGUGUGUCUGACCAGUAAGAACAAGUCUUUGAACAGAAAAGCCUUAAAGACCUGCAGCACUCAUCUGGUGGUUUAUAUGAUUCUGCUGCUCAGUGCAAUGACUGUGAUUGCUCUACAUCGCUUCCCCCAGGCAUCAGAAACUAAAAAAUUUGUCGGUGUCCUGUAUCACAUCAUUCCUGGAAGCCUAAACCCAAUUGUUUAUGGCAUUCAGUCCAAGGAGAUACAAAAAUUCUUAUUAAAAUUCUUUGAGUCUAAGAAGAUUUUGCCAUCAUAA